This is a messenger RNA of Paramisgurnus dabryanus, 8149 nucleotides long. It is a transcript of the gene hipk3a, whose product is annotated as homeodomain interacting protein kinase 3a. Gene Ontology annotation, molecular function: protein tyrosine kinase activity; ATP binding; protein serine/threonine kinase activity. Gene Ontology annotation, biological process: peptidyl-threonine phosphorylation; peptidyl-serine phosphorylation. NCBI's taxonomy places the organism in Eukaryota, Metazoa, Chordata, Actinopteri, Cypriniformes, Cobitidae. The record is from RefSeq and is a predicted model, not a curated record. Gene Ontology annotation, cellular component: cytoplasm; nucleus; PML body.
AGAAACGGCGCGAGAGCGUUCUCGAGCGCUCAGCUGAGAGAGAGCUCGAGCGAGUUAAGCUGAUAGAGUUAGUCCGUCACCGUCAGAAGGAAACGAAGCAGGGGGAUAUAAACAUCCUCGAAAUGACGACAAAAACCUUCCUUGAUCGAAGCGGAUAUUCGUAACUCAACCCUGGACCCAGUUCGGUACCCGUGCAUGGCUUAGUAGGCGAGUUAUGCGCACUUGAAAAUGAGGGAGCUUGUGUUUUUUUCUCCCUCUUCGUCCAGCGAGAGGACAAGAUGGCAGCGCGAGCGCGUCGAGCAUGCAGCGGGUGCGAAUUAAGCCCGAACAUGUUCACUAAAGACCCGCAGUCUCACCACAGCUGCUGUCUGUGAAGGUAUGGCCUCACAGGUUACGGUCUGCCCACCACAUGUUUUUCAACCCCAGACAAGUGCCUUUUGCAGAGCGAAGAAAAUUGAUCCCAGCACCUGUGUUUACCAUGAAAAGAUCCCUCGCACUUACGUGGUUGGUGUGAAUCUAGGCAUCGCACACCCUACGGAUAUUAUUCCCUUAUCGAGAAUUGAAGAGCUGACCGUUGGGAAACCCUGUGUUUCAAGUGACUUCUCAAUAAAGACUGAACCCUCUUCAGCUCCCCUUGGAAGGGCUUCCUUGCCAUACAAAGGUGUGGAAUCGGAGUAUUUUUUCAGUGAGCCCGCAACAGUUAAAGAAGAAAGUGGAGACAGUGGCCAAAACAGCCAUAGUAGUAGUAGAAGUAGUGCUCUGGGAGGAGCGAGCGACAGCGAGGAAAGGAAAGGCGGUUUGAAUUCGGUCGACGGAACCCAAAAAUGUGGGUUUAAAUGCGAAGGUGAGGAGCUUAAGAACGGCAAGAGCAUCAUGCAGAUAGUAGAGGAGCAUUCGACUCUACCUGCCAUGUUGCAAACAAACGUCGGGAGCACGACCGCAGUGGGCGUGGCUCCGCCCGAGCAGAAUGGAACGCGGACGGGAGCCGUAAGCGGGACGGGCGACGGUGACUAUCAGUUGGUGCAACACGAGGUGCUGUGUUCAAUGAAGCACACUUACGAAGUGUUGGAAUUCUUGGGCCGUGGUACGUUUGGUCAGGUGGUCAAAUGUUGGAAAAGGGGCACGAAUGAGAUCGUGGCGGUGAAAAUACUCAAGAACCACCCGUCGUAUGCGCGCCAGGGCCAGAUCGAGGUCAGCAUCUUGGCCCGACUGAGCGGCGAGAACGCUGAGGAGCAUAACCUGGUGCGGGCCUUCGAGUGCUUUCAGCACAGGAACCACACCUGUCUGGUUUUCGAAAUGCUGGAGCAGAACCUGUAUGACUUCCUCAAGCAGAACAAGUUCAGUCCGUUGCCACUCAAGGUGAUUAGGCCCGUGUUGCAACAGGUGGCCAUGGCACUGAAGAAGCUCAAAAGCUUGGGCCUGAUCCAUGCAGAUCUUAAACCGGAGAACAUUAUGUUGGUAGAUCCUGCAAGACAACCCUUUCGUGUAAAAGUGAUUGACUUUGGCUCUGCCAGCCACGUCUCCAAAGCUGUGUGUUCGACGUACUUGCAGUCCCGCUAUUACAGGGCACCAGAGAUCAUCCUGGGCUUACCCUUCUGUGAGGCCAUAGACAUGUGGUCGCUGGGCUGCGUCAUUGCUGAGCUGUUCCUGGGCUGGCCGCUCUAUCCAGGAGCAUUGGAGUAUGACCAGAUUCGUUACAUCUCACAAACCCAAGGGUUGCCAGGAGAGCAGCUUUUAAACGUGGGAACAAAGACGGCCCGCUUCUUCUGCAAAGAGUCUGAUUCGCCAUACGCCGCCUGGAGACUAAAGACGACAGAAGAGCAUGAAACAGAAACGGGGCUGAAGUCCAAGGAAGCGAGGAAGUAUAUUUUCAGCUGCCUGGAUGACAUUGGACAUGUAAAUCUAAUGCUGAACAUGGAGGGAUGUGACCAGUUGGCGGACAAAGCAGACAGGAGAGAAUUCGUAGACCUGCUGAAGAUGAUGUUGAUGAUUGAUGCUGAUAAGAGAAUCGCCCCUUCAGAUGCACUUUCUCACCCUUUUGUCACUAUGCAGCACCUCCUGGACUUUCCACAUUGUAACCAUGUCCAGUCUUGUUUUCACAUCGUGGAUGCGUGUCACUCAAGAACCAGCUUAUAUGACACACUCAACCGCAACAAAGUUCCUCCUCUCAUGAAACCUGUGGCAAUUCCAAAUGCUCCAAACAUCACUGUCGCCUUCAACAAAAUGCCAUCUGUCCACUCUCAGGCUCUGCCUCCAUCUGCUCCCCCGGUGGUGCAUCCUGGAAUUCCCAUCCAGACAGGAAGUGCCCAGUUUGGUUGUAACGAGUCUUUUCAGCAGGCUCUCAUUCUCUGCCCUCCUACCCUUCAAGGAAUUCCUUCAAAUCCAGGUCAGCCUGCAGGCUAUUCUGUCAGAAUGGACAACACAAUUCCUCUGGUGACCCAAGCCCCAGCUAUCCAGCCCUUACCCAUGAGACCAGGAGUUAUAGCACAACAGCCGUGGUCCAACAGAACUCCACAGAUCUUGGUGCCAACUUGGCAACAAGUUCCACCACCUGCUACGAGCUUGGCAUCCGACGUGGUCGUAGGACCGCAGAGGCGAGGAGAUUGGGGGAAAGUGCGGCCACACAGUAGCCAUUACGGAUCUGUGAUGCCCCAGCCUAUUGUUCCCAACCAAAUGGCUGUGUCAGCCCAUCAGCCAAUAAACAUUGGCAUCGCGCAUGUUGUCUGGCCUCAGUCUGCUUCUAACAAGAGAAGCAAACCCAGUCAGAACAGAAGUAUGAAAGUGUCGCACUACACGGACACACAGCCCUCAGUGUGUCCAUCACCAAAGACGACGGACAGGCUGACAAACGCCGAACCGCAAAGGCAGAGGAUUUCUCCGGAAAGAGAGGUGCAGUCCCAGGUGAAGCAGGAACCAGAGCCGGCGGAGGACAUCGAAGGCUGUUGUAAGGCAGGAGCAGCCAAUCAGCAGAGACCGUCCAUUAGAGAGUCACCCAGCCCAGCGGUCAGCGUCAUUAGCAUAAGCAGCGGCACGGAUGAGGAGGAACAAGCACAGAGAUGCUCUCUUAAUAAGUGUAAAGGCAGUCCAGAUUGUGAGGCAUGCACGGGCUCUCUUAACAUCGAGCGAGUGUGUUCACUUAGCAGUCCUGAUAGCAGUCUGAGCACCAGCUCUUCAGCCUCGGCACAAUCCAGCCCCUCGCCGUGCAAAAGACCCAGCAGUAUAUCAGAAGACGAUGGCCAUGAAAGUGGGUGUGAAACGGUAGAUGGAUCUCCACCUUCAGACUCCUCCCUAGGCCCACAUGACAGCCCCUUCCCUGAAAGACGCUUUUUGACCAAUCAGAAUCAAAACCAGAAACCCCAGGCUAGGUGCGGACACCCCGAAACAAGGCAAAAUAAACCUGCGGCGAGGACCGUGGUGGUGCCACCGAUGAGAGUGCUGAAUAAUAAUCACUAUCCCAACAGUGAGCAGCACACAGCUGGCACAGUCUUCGACUCUUAUUGCCAGUCCAGAGGUCGCUGCGGCCCAGGACGACUGAGCCACCUUUCCACACCAACGCAGCCGCGCCAGCAAAAAAUCAACUCUUCAUUCCAACCACAGGCGCCAGGCUUUGGCCAGGUCUCUCUGUCCUUCUUACUUCUCUAUGAAAUCAAAACUGGAAAAGUGGCUGUCCAGCAUUACGGCUCUUGCCACAAGGAGUGGAACGGCAACUACCGACAGCCGCGCAGGCCGCAAGCCUACAUUCAUCCCACGGUGCACGGUCCCACCUUCCCUCUUCCCCACGGCAGCCCCACACACUCUGCCGGCCACCCGCCGCCACUCCUCUCCUAUCCGCCUUCCGGACCCGUGGCCCAUCUUUUGCCUUCGCCGUGCCCUCCGCCGGCCCCUCGGCCUGUCUUGCAACCCGCCUACAGCCUGGUGCACCACCAGGGCAUCAGCGUGGGCAUCAACCACAGGCUGCUCCCGUCGCCCACCCUGCUCCCGCAGGGGCAGUUCAAAGCCCUCUUUCCCCCGCACUCCUACGUGGCGUCACCCGUCUACGCAGGCUUCCCCCUCAGCCCCAGCAAACUCAGUCAGUACCCGUACAUCUGAUCUGCUGGAGCCCGCGACAGCCUCGCGCACGCAGCCAGCACUAAAAACACUUGAUAACCCAUGGGGUUUUCUUAUGAAGUUUCACAAUGAUGAUGCAAUUAAAAUAUUCAAGCUUUAUAGAUAUCAUGGAGAAUAAAACAAAAAUGAGAGAAACUCCCUUUUAAUGUGUUUUUGCACAUUUGAUACAAGACAAACCCCAAGUCAUUAGAUCCUCUGGAAUGCAGCAAAUCAUCGCCUGUCAUCACUUCCCCAGAUGUUUUGAUAUUGCCUUCAGAUGUGUGCGUAUUAGACACAGUAAGUUUUUCAUUAAGCCAUCGCCAUCUCAGGUGGCAAGGCCACACACACGUGCAUGCGUGCGUGCGAGACUCCCUCGUGUUAUCUGUCCGUAUUUUCGUAGUAGCCUUUUCUCUUCAGUGUUAAGACCGGUGUUGAAAAGGUUCUGUCACACUGCAUGUCGUCUCUGCAUGAGCAAAAACCAGUACUGGACUUCGAGAGGAAUGGCUGCGAACCAUUGCUCUUAAACCUCUGUGUAUAUGUUGUAUGACUUGCUGCAUUGAAUCCUGGGUUCAAUAAACAGUGCCUUAAAAUACAUGUCGUUGCAAGAUUAACCCGAGUCCCACUUGCAGUGCGUACAGGACUGCGGCACUUGAAAUUUUCAAUCGUUUGUCGUGAUUUUUAUAUUUAGGGCUGUUUCAUAGAUUAAUAAUAAUUUUGUGCUUGGUGUGUUAGCUAGCGUUAGCAUACGUAACGUAAUCUCUAGGUUCGGCAUCACAGUAAUUAUUAUUAUUAUUAUUUUAAUCAUCUUUCGAGUGACGUAGGAAUUCGUUUCAUUUGUUCUUCGACAUCUCACAUUAGAAUCACUGUAAAUGAUUUUGACGUGCGAUUGCUUAUUAAUAUUUUUUGGCUCAUGAAAUGACCUUUUUGUAUAACCGAUGGAGUAAUUUGGAUGAAAUUUCGUUAAAUGCCUUAGAGAUGAUUAAGUGCGUGCUGGGUAUUUUGCGGUGAGAUGAUGGUAGCAGAGAUAGAUGCGCGCUUCGCUGUAGCAGAAGCUUAUACGAAUGAACUAUGUACAGAAAUCGUUUGAGUACUUUCCUAUUUGAUAAUCUGUUUCUACUCUAAUAGUAUUUACACUGUUUAAUGAACUGCAAUACAAUCCAUAGUUUUGGGGUGUCGAUUUUAUUUCCUCUUCAUCUGUUUAUUUUUCGACUUAGAAGUGUUGUUGGUGUUGGAUUCGUACACUGCAGAUAGCUCUUCGGUGAUGAUAUUGUAUGGUUUAACGUUUGCUUCGUGCAGAAAUUUCAGUAUUUAGUAUCCAACUGUAAGUCUAUCAUUGCUGGAGUAUUCAGUGCUUUAUAAGACGAGAGUUUGACCGUGUGCAAUUUUCUUCGUAGAUGCAUGUGAUUAUUAUUUUUUCAUCGUUUAGCUUUCGUUGACGCUGGCUGUUUUUAUUUCGUACAUUCCGUCAGGGAGAAUAGCUUUUUCGGUCUCGUUUUAGUGUGAAUUUUUUGAGUUUUUACGUAUAGGUGCGUUUUGUUUUCCUUUGCUGUCACGUAAUUAUGCUUUCGCUACACCAAAGACAGUACUUCGUUUCUUAAGCAGAGUAGCUACUGUUUUAGCGUAGUCCUCAGAUGUAGAGUAGACGAAGCCGUAUUUAACGUACAAAAAAAAUCUAUGUAAAAAUGUUUGAGGUUGAUGUUUAGCUUUUUUGGGCAAGUUAUAUGACUUUGUUUCAUUUAUUCUUGAAUGUAUCAUAGAUAAGCUGCUAUAUACUGAUUGCCACUUCAUAAUAGCUGUGAAAUUAGAUGAUUAACUUUGUUCUUAGCCUACUUAUUUUUAUAUAUAUAUAUGUCUAAUUAUACCUUGAAAUAGAAGUGCGGUUUUUUGUUUGGUUUUACCGUACUGACUGGCAUCAGAAGCAUUUUAAUGCCUCUCUCUGUUUUUGCUUUCUUUUUAUGAAGUGUCAUUGUAACUACUGUAUUGUAAUGGAGUUUUUUGGGGGGUGGGUGGGGGGGUUGUGUGUGUGUGUGUGUGUGCGUGCGCGUGUGGGGUUUGUAUUCUUUUCCGUUUUGUUUGCAUCAGUGUUUUAUCUGUCGUUAUCUUGGGGCUAAUCUUACGUAUUAGAUGCAUAUUGGUGUAUAUCUAUCUUAGUACGUAUAUUUGCAUUUUGUUAAAGCAUAGCUUGCAGGAUAGAUUUAACUUUUUUGGUAUCUAUAUAAAAAACAAUUGUGUUAUACGAUCCUCUGUUAUCUCACCACAACAUUAAUUUCAGUGAAGAUGUUAGCACUUGCGAUAAGCUAGCCUUAUUUUGGGGUUUGGGUUGUGUCUCAUCUCUGUAACUACAUCGCUUAUAAUUGAUCAUUUUUGUUUUACCACCACACCCCCAAAUGCGAAAUAAUGAAGAUAUACAGAAAGUUUUAUCAGGUAUAAAUGGAAAAAAACAUGUGUUUGAGCUCCCACUUCAGAAAGACUGUUAAAGUAAGAGUUAUAAGGCCACGUGUUCUGCUUUGAACAGCGUCUUACUGUUGAUGUUUGUAUGGGCGUGUAAAGUCCUCGCUCUGAAAAAGAGCAACACUGCGCCAGUGCCUUUGAAACGUGCUUCAGACCUUUAUAUCCCUUUUACAAACACUGCCUCUCUUUCAUGUUCUCUUGCUCUGAAAGGACGAGGGAACGGUCUGAUCAGUGUUUGAUAAUUGAAACUGAAGUGCUGUUACCGACCAGUUGCUUAAAAGUAGAUCUCUCCUUAGCGUUAUAACCUGAUAACCAAUAGCAAGUUGGUGUUUCAGUGUAACUCGGUAGUCAUACACCAAGUAUGCAAUGCAGUCUAAGAUGUCUAUGAAAAUGGAUGUUUCUUUAAAUUGUGGGGAAACAAAUUCAGUCACUUUUUGGGGUCAUUUGUUUGUUUUAUGACCAACAACAAGAUACAAUAAUGAAAUGAAAUCAGGGAUUAUUAUUAUUGUUGUUGUUAUUAUUCUUAUUAUGCUGACUAAACACCCAAGACACGGUUUUCUUGUAUUUGGGAAGCUUUACAUAAAUACACUGUGAAUGUAAACGUCAACUUAUGGUUCACCACAAUAUUUAAACAUUUGUAAAAUUGAAUGAAUUAACCAUCGCGUUUCGUUUGACAUGAUGUGACGUUAACAAAGUUUAUUGCUUCGGGAUGGCCUGUUUCAAAAAUGUAAUAUAUUUUGGUUCACCCUAUAUCAGAAAUGUGAUUUUAUUCAGCAUGUAGCACUAGAGAUGAGUACUUAAAAUACUCAAGGGUGUGUUUUAUAAUUGUAUGAAUUUGUGGCGUAGACACAUUGCAGUUAAACAUUUCAAUAAUAAUGUCCAGGUCAGAGAUGACCCGUUUUCUUACAAAGUCCACCAAAACCCAACCUAAUUCACAUGAUGGAAACUUUUCAAAAAUGAUAUAGUUGUAGAGGGAUCUGCAAACAAAACUAAAGGUGAAUUUCUUUAAAAACACAUUCAAACCAAACAGUUUUAGUUGUUGUUGUUUUUAUUAUGAUUUUUAUUUGUUGUAAUGAGUUUUUUUCUUUUAGAAGAUCUUGUACCGUUGAUUCAGGGUUGCAUUUGUCAUAUGUGCUACUGUGUAACACUUGCCGUAAGAUUUGGGUUUGAUUGCUUUAGAUCGAUUUUUAACUCUUUGUAUUUUAGUAAAAGUUAAAUCUCACUGCAAGUUAUCAAGUAAUAUUUAGACUUAAGAGCAAACAGACUUGAUUUACUAAAUUUGAACUGUUACUGUUUUCAUAUAUGUAGAGUUUUGUGGCUUUAUGAUUUUUCUGUUUGCUUUUGAUUUCUAUGCUACAUUAGUUUGCCAUGUAGCCACUGCACUGUGCAAUAUUCACUAUAUGAGGACUGGGAAACUUUUUUGGAUGUAAUGUCUCUUACAGUUUGCGGUCGUAUUUCUCUCUAGUUCUCAGUGAUUUAUAUGUGACCAAGCCUUAUGUACUUUGUCACAAAAAGCGGGUUUUCCUGGUGACUAUUGGUGAGUGUCAAAUUAAAGAAAUUAUGGUGUAUUGUUAAAAUUCACUUUGAAUAAAAAUAUAUAUUGCUGCGGGCA